GCAGCCUGCCGUCAGUACAGCCCAAUCUCAUUAAACCUCGUGCGCGAGUGUGAAAUAUCGCGAUAGUCCCCACUCAUCCUCACUACGUAAUGUGCCGUGCUGCUUAUGGCGGCGCUGGUGACAGUGCUGAAAGCUGUUGGGUAUGAAGUGAAAAAGAACUGACUUUUGUACCAUCUGAAACUCCUACUUCAAGUUCAGAUCAAUCGGAAGAAACAAAUCAAGGAAAAAAACGAAGAACACGCCUGAAAACGACCCAAUGACGCACCAGUUUUGAAGAAAAGCCUAGACCGAACUUCAACCCCAACGACCAAACUAAGCAACCAAAGAAAUAUAAAGACGGCUACGCCUGACGCAACCGACCAUCAACGUUAACCGCAAAGACGAUUUGUGAUCUGAGACAAGAAGUUUGUGCCUACUCAACAGCUUUGACAAAGCACACGUCCCAACGCUGCUCCAAGCCCUCCUUAUCCUCCCCGCACUUCCACUCCACUGGGGUGCGGAGUGGGCUGCUGUCUGCUAGUUUAACUUUCUUUCUCUUCCUGUUAUUUCGCGCUGUUCAUCUUGUCCCAACCAGUGUUCUCACACCUGCAUUUGCCUUGUUUCUUUAUUUCUUUUGUCCUUUUUUCUUCUUAUUUUUUUGGAAGCUUUUUUUCAAAUUAGAACGUGUUCCAGACAUCCGAGGAAAACAAAAGUGUGCGUGUACUUAAGAACAAAGAGAUUAAAUCUUUGGCUCAGUGUUAAGUGUGACGUCAAAACACCAUAUCAAGCCAUCUAAGCAAGUGCCCUUCAGCCAUGAGCGCUCCAAUAAAGAUGGAGAGAGUAUAUACUGAAUCAGCUGCCCCCACUGUCGCUGCUUCUCUCCCCUCCACCUUCAGCCAACCAAUUCCCCGCUCUGCCUCCGUCUCUUGCCACACUCCUCGUGCGGCAGGGGGCAAAAAGCAAAAGCGGACUCCAUUGUACCAGAGAUCUAUGAGUUUCGACCCAAGCCUACUGCAUAGCAAUGGCUUUGCUAACGGCACUGGAGUGGGCCUCCGGGAGACUGGUGUGGUGGAGAAGCUGCUUAGCUCCUACGGCUUUAUCCAGUGCUCGGAGAGACAGGCUCGCCUGUUCUUCCACUGCUCCCAGUACAAUGGCAACCUGCAGGAGCUCAAGAUUGGAGAUGAUGUGGAGUUUGAGGUGUCGUCUGACAAGCGCACAGGCAAACCAAUUGCUGUGAAGCUGGUAAAGAUCAAGGCCGAAGUCCUGCCCGAAGAACGAAUCUCUGGGCAGGUGGGACCAGACUUGCACGCCUCUCCCUUUACUAUGCUGCAUGGUUAUAUACAUCCAGUUGUCUCAGCCAUCCCCAACCACCUGGAUGGAAGGUCUGCUCCUGGCCAGGUCCCCACCGGCAGUGUGUGCUAUGAGAGAAACGGGGAAGUGUUUUAUCUCACUUACACCCCUGACGAUGUGGAGGGCAACCAACAACUGGAAACAGGAGAUAAAGUCAGCUUCUACAUGGAGACUAACAAGCACACUGGAGCUGUCAGUGCCCAUAACAUCAUGUUGGUCAAGAAGAAGCCGAUGAGGUGCCAGGGGGUGGUGUGUGCCACUAAGGAUGCAUUUGGAUUUAUUGAGCGAGCGGACGUGGUGAAAGAGAUUUUCUUUCACUACAGUGAGUUCAAGGGUGACCUGGAGGCACUGCAGGCUGGAGAUGAUGUGGAGUUUUCCAUUAAGGACCGAAAUGGGAAAGAGGUUGCUACGGAUGUUCGUCUGCUUCCCCCAGGCACGGUUAUAUUUGAAGAUAUCAGUAUUGAACAGUUUGAGGGCACGGUCACCAAGGUUAUCCCUAAAGUUCCCACCAAGAAUCAGAAUGACCCGUUACCUGGACGAAUUUGUGCAAGGAUUAAUUUCAGCCAAAAGGAGCUUCUGUUCGGGGAGAAAGACACAAAGUCCAAAGUGACACUUUUGGAAGGAGACCAUGUCCAGUUCAACAUUUCCACUGACCGUCGAGACAAGCUUGAGCGAGCUACAAACAUUGAUAUACUGCCUGACACCUUUCACUUUACUAAGGAGUCUCGUGAAAUGGGUGUGAUCGCUGCAAUGCGUGAUGGGUUUGGCUUUAUUAAGUGUGUGGACCGUGAUGCUCGAAUGUUCUUCCACUUUAGUGAGGUUUUGGAGGAGAGCCCACUGCACAUUUCAGAUGAAGUGGAGUUUACUGUUGUCCCUGACAUGCUGUCAGCCCAGAGGAACCAUGCAGUGCGGAUCAAGAAGCUGCCCAAGGGCACAGUGUCUUUCCACACACAGUCUGAACAGCGCUUUCUGGGUGUUGUGGAGAAGGAGGCCACAGCUGCCUCCAAUGGCAAGACUAAUGCCAGCCCCAACAAGGGUAAAGAGAAGAAAAAAGAUAAGGCUAAAGUUGAGAAGGAAGCAGAGGAAGGCGUGAUUGUGUAUGAAGACUGUGGAGUGAAGCUGACUGUACCCUAUCAUAUCAAAGACCUAGAGGGCGGAGUGCUCCCUCAAGUUGGAGAUAAGGUGGAGUUUGCAAUCAGCGAAGUAAAGCGUACUGGCCAGCAGAGCGCUGUCUCCAUCAAGAUCUUAAACCGCACCACUAAUACCAAGAGGCUCCUGGGCUACAUAGCGACACUUAAAGACAACUUUGGCUUUAUCGAAACCGCCAAUCAUGACCAAGAGAUCUUCUUUCACUUCAGUGAGAUGUGUGGUAAUAUGGACAACCUGGACCUGGGAGAUACGGUCGAAUACACUCUGUCUAAGGGCAAAGGGAACAAAGUCAGCGCUGAGAAGGUCACCAGAGUCCCACAUGUGAAUGGACUGGGUGAGGACAUUGGCAGUACUGUGUUUUCGGGAAAGGUGAUCCGGCCCCUGCGUAGUGUGGAUCCAUCUCAGACUGAAUACCAAGGACUUAUUGAGGUAACAGAAGAAGGCUCCAGUAAAGGUCAGAAUUACCCAUUCGGAAUCGUUAGCAUGACCAGUAAACGAGAUUGCCUGCAGAAAGGGGAGAUGGUGAAGUUUCAGCUGUGUACCGUGCCUCAGACAGGACAGAGGAUGGCAUGCAACGUCGUUCCACAGCGUAGAGCUUUGGUGGAAUGUGUUAAAGACCAGUUUGGUUUCAUCACGUAUGAGGUAGGCGAGAGUAAGAAGCUGUUCUUCCACAUGAAGGAGGUGCAGGACGGCUUGGAGCUCCAGGCUGGAGAUGAAGUGGAGUUCUCGGUUAUCCUGAACCAGCGCACGGGAAAGUGCAGUGCCUGCAAUGUCCGCAGAGUCAGCGAGGGUCCUAAAGCAGUGGCAACACCUCGCCCUGACCGCCUGGUGAACCGCCUGAAGAGCAUCACCCUGGACGAUGCCAGCGCCCCGCGUCUGGUGAUCAUUCGACAACCCCGGGGCCCUGAUAAUUCAAAGGGCUUUAAUGUGGAGAGGAAACCUCGCCAGGCCGGCGUGAUUGACUGAUCUACUAUUUGCUGCUCCUCCCUCUCCACAUUGACAACACCUCAGAGAAAAGAAGCAAUCAAGACUAAAGGACAGGGAAGGGAUUUGCACUGUUAUAAACAUCAAUAAGACACAUGAAGCCACACACACAAACACAUACACACACCCUCACCCUGUCCCAAAAUCCCUUCCAAAAGAAUCGAACAUCUCCUCUGACCUUUCAUAUUAGUGUGGUUUUUGCGCAUUUGUCAUCAAUGAUGAUUCCUUGGUUGUGUGUGCGUAUGUGUGUGUUCUGUGUGUUAUCUCGAGUAUUUUUUAAGAAAAUGUAAGAGCAGUGUGUUGACAGUGUUGGAGAUAAAUGGGAUUUGGUGGUUCUGCCACCUGAUGAUGGCUAAUGUGUUUCCAUCUCAGCUCAAAAUGAAAUUGUGUGGAAUUCUGCACCCGCUCCCCCUCCCAAAAUCAUAUUUUCCCUCUAUCUUCUGAAAACUUUCUUAUACUUUUUGGACAUUUGUUUACUCGCUCCUAUCACUUGACACCCACUCACCAUGUUAAACAACUUCCAAAUCAAGUGUUUUACCCUGACACAAGCUGUGUUCAUGUACCUUUCCCUUUUUUAUUUCUGCUCUAUUGUUCAGCGCAUCUUUUACAACCACUCUGGUCUGAAAUAUCACUGUGCUUAAGAAGGCUCAUGUAUACCAUUUGUCUGAAUGAUUUUUUUUUUUUUUUUUUCUCCUAAGUGAGUUUAUUUUGAUCAAGUUCUGUAUGUUUUUGUUUUAAUAGCUGUGCUUGGUUUCGCCCCAUCCUUCCAUGUGUUGUCUUCUGCUUUCAGGUGCAGAAUUCCUAAUAGCUUCUCAUAUUUUGCAGUCCUUUUAUAUUGUUUUCUUUUUCAUUGCACACACAUCUUUUGCUUUUUUGCUUUUUAUUUUUAAAAAUUCAAUUUAAUAUGCUUCUAACAAGUAAAAUAAAAGUAAGAUUAAGGUGCCUAAAGACUCUAAAUAAAACAAAAAAAAAAAAAAAAACCC
Pangasianodon hypophthalmus (striped catfish) is the source of this 4445-nucleotide messenger RNA. RefSeq names its product cold shock domain containing E1, RNA-binding (gene csde1). The record is from RefSeq and is a predicted model, not a curated record. Lineage: Eukaryota; Metazoa; Chordata; Actinopteri; Siluriformes; Pangasiidae. The transcript is spliced from 23 exons. Bases 793 to 3444 code for a protein of 883 amino acids. Gene Ontology annotation, molecular function: nucleic acid binding.